AUGGCCAGUAUCUUUUCUAAGUUGCUAACUGGCCGCAAUGCUUCUCUGCUGUUUGCUACCAUGGGCACCAGUGUCCUGACCACCGGGUACCUGCUGAACCAGCAGAAAGUGUGUGCCGAGGUCAGGGAGCAGCCUAGGCUAUUUCCUCCAAGUGCAGACUACCCAGACCUGCGCAAGCACAACAACUGCAUGGCCGAGUGCCUCACCCCCGCCAUCUAUGCCAAGCUUCGCAACAAGGUGACGCCCAAUGGCUACACCCUGGACCAGUGCAUCCAGACUGGAGUGGACAACCCUGGCCACCCCUUCAUAAAGACUGUGGGCAUGGUGGCUGGUGACGAGGAGUCCUAUGAGGUGUUUGCUGACCUUUUUGACCCCGUCAUCAAACUAAGACACAACGGCUACGACCCCAGGGUGAUGAAGCACACAACGGAUCUGGACGCAUCCAAGAUCACCCAAGGGCAGUUCGACGAGCAUUAUGUGCUGUCUUCUCGGGUUCGCACCGGCCGCAGCAUCCGUGGGCUGAGCCUGCCGCCCGCCUGCACCCGGGCCGAGCGGAGGGAGGUAGAGAACGUGGCCAUCACUGCCCUGGAGGGCCUCAAAGGGGACCUGGCUGGCCGCUACUACAAGCUGUCCGAGAUGACGGAGCAGGACCAGCAGCGGCUCAUCGAUGACCACUUUCUGUUUGAUAAGCCAGUGUCCCCUUUAUUAACAUGUGCUGGGAUGGCCCGUGACUGGCCAGAUGCCAGGGGAAUCUGGCAUAAUUAUGAUAAGACAUUUCUUAUCUGGAUAAAUGAGGAGGAUCACACCAGGGUAAUCUCAAUGGAAAAAGGAGGCAAUAUGAAACGAGUAUUUGAGCGAUUCUGUCGUGGACUAAAAGAAGUAGAACGGUUAAUCCAAGAACGAGGCUGGGAGUUCAUGUGGAAUGAGCGCCUAGGAUACAUUUUGACCUGUCCUUCGAACCUUGGAACAGGACUACGAGCUGGUGUCCAUGUUAGGAUCCCAAAGCUCAGCAAGGACCCACGCUUUUCUAAGAUCCUGGAAAACCUAAGACUCCAGAAGCGUGGCACAGGUGGUGUGGACACUGCCGCAGUCGCAGAUGUGUACGACAUUUCCAACAUAGAUAGAAUUGGUCGAUCAGAGGUUGAGCUUGUUCAGAUAGUCAUCGAUGGAGUCAAUUACCUGGUGGAUUGUGAAAAGAAGUUGGAGAGAGGCCAAGAUAUUAAGGUGCCACCCCCUCUGCCUCAGUUUGGCAAAAAGUGAACUUUCCCUUUCCCAAUUUAUAAAUAAUCUGUCUGCUGGUACGACAGACAUAAAUCUCUACUCUGAGAGUUUUUGUACACUUGGAAAAAUAUAAAGUUGUAGAUCCUGCCUAUCUUUACAAUAAAACUCUCCUUAAUAUA
This is a messenger RNA of Pongo pygmaeus (Bornean orangutan), 1400 nucleotides long. RefSeq names its product creatine kinase, mitochondrial 2 (gene CKMT2). The transcript is spliced from 9 exons. Gene Ontology annotation, biological process: phosphocreatine biosynthetic process. Lineage: Eukaryota; Metazoa; Chordata; Mammalia; Primates; Hominidae. Bases 1 to 1260 code for a protein of 419 amino acids. Gene Ontology annotation, molecular function: creatine kinase activity. Gene Ontology annotation, cellular component: mitochondrion. The record is from RefSeq and is a predicted model, not a curated record.